This is a messenger RNA of Pyrus x bretschneideri (Chinese white pear), 2554 nucleotides long. RefSeq names its product sulfate transporter 3.1. Bases 280 to 2229 code for a protein of 649 amino acids. NCBI's taxonomy places the organism in Eukaryota, Viridiplantae, Streptophyta, Magnoliopsida, Rosales, Rosaceae. Gene Ontology annotation, biological process: transmembrane transport. The transcript has 12 exons. Gene Ontology annotation, cellular component: membrane. Gene Ontology annotation, molecular function: secondary active sulfate transmembrane transporter activity. The record is from RefSeq and is a predicted model, not a curated record.
UGUGUGUCAUUGCCAGAGCUAAUUAAGCAUUUUAACCACCAAUUGCUUCCAAUGGCUAUCUGGCAAAGCCCCAUUUCCUUCACUACCUAGCAAGCGAACCAUAUCUCACCAAAUCAAUACAACCUAGCCAGCCCAUAAACCCUAAACAAAAACCUAUUUACGUACCAUUCCUACAAUUAGCAGUAUCAACCAAACCUGAUCAGUUAGCUGCUUAGUUAAUCUUCGCUUAAUUAGCUGCCUCUCAUUAGCCUCCUCAAGUGUUCUCUUUCCUGAGGUGAAAUGGGCAACGCAGACUACGAGUGCCCACGCCAUGUCGAAAUUCCUCCUUCCAAGCCAUUUUUCAAGGCUCUGAAAUCAUCUCUGAAAGAAACUUUCUUUCCCGAUGACCCUUUCAGGCAAUUUAAGAACCAACCCACACCUAGAAAACUUGUUCUAGGAUUGCAACACUUUGUGCCAAUCCUCGAAUGGGCUCCUCGCUAUACUUUUGACUUCUUCAAAUCUGAUCUCAUUUCUGGAAUCACCAUUGCCAGUCUUGCAGUUCCUCAAGGGAUCAGCUAUGCAAAUUUAGCAAACUUGCCCCCAAUUAUUGGCCUAUAUUCGAGCUUUGUGCCUCCAUUGGUGUAUGCCAUGCUUGGAAGUUCAAAAGAUUUGGCAGUGGGUACUGUGGCGGUUGCAUCCCUUCUCAUAUCUUCCAUGUUGGGGAAGGUUGUUAGCCCUACUGAGAACCCUAAGCUCUACUUUCAGUUGGCUCUCACCUCUACCUUCUUUGCUGGAGCUUUCCAGGCUUCUCUUGGCUUCUUAAGACUUGGGUUUGUCGUGGACUUUCUGUCUCAUGCAACAAUAGUGGGUUUCAUGGGUGGAGCAGCCACUGUUGUAUGUCUCCAGCAGCUUAAAGGGGUACUAGGGUUGAUUCAUUUCACUCAUGAGACAGAUGUUAUAUCUGUCAUGAAAUCUAUCUUUUCUCAAGUGCACAAGUGGAGGUGGGAAACUUCUGUGCUGGGAUGCUGUUUCCUCUGCUUUCUAUUGCUCACAAGAUACUUUAGCAAGAGAAAACCGGCCUUCUUUUGGAUAAACGCAAUGAUGCCACUGUGCUCCGUGAUCUUGGGAAGCCUUCUGGUUUUUCUAACCCAUGCUGAAAAACAUGGCGUUCUAGUAAUUGGACACCUUAAAAAAGGGUUGAACCCGCCAUCCGUGUCUGACUUGGCUUUCGGGUCGCCAUAUCUCUCGACAGCCAUUAAAACUGGGAUCGUCACUGGUGUCAUCGGCCUUGCUGAAGGAGUAGCUGUCGGAAGAAGUUUUGCUGCGUUUAAAAACUACCAUAUUGACGGUAACAAAGAAAUGAUCGCUUUCGGGAUGAUGAACAUUGCAGGCUCUUGCACUUCUUGCUACUUGACCGCCGGACCAUUUUCGCGAACUGCGGUGAACUUCAAUGCAGGAUGCAAAACUGCAGUCUCCAACAUUGUAAUGGCGACUGCAGUGAUGUUCACACUCCUGUUUUUGACGCCAUUGUUCCAUUACACUCCACUUGUGGUGCUCUCCGCCAUUAUAAUGGCUGCCAUGCUUAGCCUCAUCGAUUAUGAAGCCGUCAUCCAUCUCUGGAAAGUAGACAAGGUGGACUGCAUUGUGUGCCUGGGUGCAUACUUUGGCGUUGUCUUUGGCAGUGUUGAGAUUGGCCUAGUCAUUGCGGUUGCAGUUUCACUGCUAAGGGUUCUGCUAUUCGUGGCGAGGCCAAGGACUUUCGCCUUAGGCAACAUUCCAAACUCGUCGAUUUAUAGAAGCAUUGAUCAGUACCCGGCUGCGAACAAUAUUCCAGGAGUUCUUAUUCUUCAAAUUGAUGCACCAAUCUACUUUGCUAAUGCAAACUAUUUAAGGGAAAGGAUCUCAAGAUGGAUAUACGAGGAGGAAGACAAGAUAAAAUCUUCUGGACAAACAAGCUUACACUAUGUUAUACUAGACAUUGGCACGGUUGGAAGCAUUGAUACGAGCGGGAUCACCAUGCUUGAAGAGGUCCAGAAAAAUGUUGAUAGAAAGGGUCUCAAGCUUGUACUAGCAAACCCCCGAAGCGAGGUGAUCAAGAAGCUCGAGAAGUCCAAGUUCAUCGAGAAAAUCGGUCAGGAAUGGAUCUAUCUUACAGUGGCAGAGGCUGUAUCGGCAUGUAACUUCACGCUACACACCUGCAAACCGAAUCCAGGAGAAAUAGACGGAAACAGACACGAUGACAGCGUCUAAUCUACGAUGAUCAAUCAAAUGAAUGAAAGUUUUACGAUAUGUGUGGCAGUGGCUUUAACAAAAGAGAAUCUCUAUAUAUAUCUAACAUGAUUGAUCCCCAACAUGGAGGGAGGAGGGUUUCCUAGCAGAUGGGGACAUAGCUAGGGUGCUUAUAAGUACUAAGCUUAUGUAUUAUUAUUGCUACUAUACACAAAAUUAAGAGAUUAUGAAGAAUACCGAUGAUGCUCAAGGCCAGGCUUCUAUUUUAGUCAAGCCUGAAGGCCUUGUGUGCAGAUCGUUUAAGGGUGUAAUAUUCCAUUAUCAAUGAAGCGUAAUAUUCAGCAUC